GGAACGUAUCUCCGAAGUGCUAAUGUGCUACAAUCCCCGUUAUCAGUCGCGAAACUGCCAAAGGAAUAUUAUAUCAAACGGGUUAAUAUCGUACCACUUCCUGUUUACACUACUGGAUAACCAUCUUGGCUAAUACCCUGUGCUACAACGACCCCAUACUUUCUGCGUCUACCCCCUAUGUCCAGUGACGUACUCGUGUGGCAGCCCGACUCCCUCUCCAGAGCAUGUCCCAUUUGCUCUAAAAAGUACACAUUCUUCAACAGACGACACCAUUGCCGUAAAUGCGGCCGUGUGGUGUGCGGAAACUGCUCCCAACACGAUGUGGUGUAUUUGCCACACACGUACGUUGUGCUGCGGCCCACAGGUUUUGUGGCGCCGAGCGGGUUUUCAGAUGAAGAGGAAGAUCCGCCUGUGAAUGAAGCCAGGUUGGGUCAUGCCUAUAAAACCUGCGAUGAGUGCUAUGAAGAGGUGCGCAUGAUAAAAAUUGCCCUUGGGAUGACGGUGGCGCGAGAAGUCGUCGCCCCACUGUCAUCCAGUGAGGAAACCACCGAGGAGGAAAUUAGCCCCGUUUCAUCUGAGCCUACACUGAUUAUCAAGGAUAGCACUAGAAACGAACGGUAUCUACCGCGAUCGUCAGGCGAAACCGGCUCGUCUUCCGCGCAGAUGGCGCCUGACGCGGGCUCAGACUUUACCCACUGUCCGAUAUGUCAGGAAGAUCUCAAAGCACUGUAUGAGACAGAGGAGGAGCGCGAGCGACACAUCAACGACUGUCUUACUCAGUUAGCCCUUUCCCCUGAUUCGAGACGAAACAACAAACGCAACCACCUUCUUGUGUACAACAUCCCCGAGGUUCAGUCGCCACCUGAGAGCUUUUCGAAUGAAACGCUCCAGGAACUAUUGGAACCUCCCCAGUAUGCAGUGAACGCUCCCGUGGACACAGCUGAUGGGGUGGCUGAAAACGAAUGCAUCAUCUGCUUGGAGGAUAUGAGCCCGGGUGACAAAGUUGGCCGGUUGGAGUACUGUUUGUGCGUGUUCCACUAUGAGUGCAUCAAAGACUGGUUUAACAAGAAGAAGUGGGGUGAGUGCCCAGUUCACCACAACUACAACUAUGAAUAAAGGCUGAGGACUGUCGUAGCGGGAAGGAAAUGGAAGAGAUAACCCCUAGUGAGAUGGCUUUACUAGUUUCAAGUGCAAGUUUUGGCUGUGGUCUCCAAUGCUAGGUAUUAUCUCCUAUAGCAUAUCCAUCUUUGCCCCCAAGUGUUACUGUCCUACGAGUACCCACGCCGAUAAUCUGCUGAUCUGGCUAAUUAAUUAAUAUCUAGUAUGGUUAUGUCAUACCAUUGUAUUCGGAGACUGAAGGCGGACAGAGGGCCAAAAUAGGUAUUUGGCUUAUUGUCUAUAAUUUGUUUUAUCUCUAGUUUUUUUUUUU
Molecule: messenger RNA, 1429 nt
Organism: Babjeviella inositovora NRRL Y-12698
Lineage: Eukaryota; Fungi; Ascomycota; Pichiomycetes; Serinales
Product: phosphatidylinositol-3-phosphate-binding ubiquitin-protein ligase
Exons: 1
Coding region: 178-1116 (312 amino acids)
Biological process (GO): protein transport to vacuole involved in ubiquitin-dependent protein catabolic process via the multivesicular body sorting pathway; protein targeting to vacuole
Cellular component (GO): ESCRT-0 complex
Molecular function (GO): phosphatidylinositol-3-phosphate binding; ubiquitin binding; metal ion binding
Source: RefSeq, a predicted model, not a curated record